Plasmodium falciparum 3D7 is the source of this 261-nucleotide messenger RNA. It is a transcript of the gene SF3B5, whose product is annotated as splicing factor 3B subunit 5 family protein. NCBI's taxonomy places the organism in Eukaryota, Apicomplexa, Aconoidasida, Haemosporida, Plasmodiidae. The record is from RefSeq and is a predicted model, not a curated record. Gene Ontology annotation, biological process: mRNA splicing, via spliceosome.
AUGUCUACAUUUGAUAGAUUUAAUAUCCAUGCUCAGUUGGAACACCUACAAAGUAAAUAUCAAGGAUCAGGUCAUGCUGACACAAGUAGAUGGGAAUGGUUAACUAAUAUUCAUCGUGAUACAUUAGCAUCUCAUGUUGGGCAUUACUCAAGGUUAGCUUAUUUUGCAGUUGUUGAAAAUGAACCAAUAGCUAAAAUAAGAUAUCGUUGUCUUCAGAAUAUGUCUUUGCCCAUUGUUCCCAAGAAAAAAAAAAAAAAUUGA